AGUUAUCCUGCUGUUACUGUAACAGGCGCUUUUUCUAGUGGGAGCUGGAGAGGCGGCAGCGGGAAGAAAAAGUUGGGCACUGGACUGCUUGCCGAAGCCUGUCCUUUAAGUGUCACAGAACUGGGGAAAAUGGCCUCGAUACUGCUUGCACAUCAUGUGACUUUCAAUCUGCAGCAAAACUCCAGGCUACUUUUACCAUGUGUUAGAUAUAUCAGUCAAGCUGCAGCAAAGAAAAAUGUUGACUUUGAAUAUGACAGUCCUCUUAUGAAGACAGAAGUCCCAGGACCAAGAUCAAGGGAGUUGAUCAAACAACUUAGUACAAUACAGAACUCUGAAGCUGUACACUUUUUUUGCAACUAUGAAGAAAGCAGAGGAAACUAUCUUGUUGAUGUGGAUGGAAACCGAAUGUUAGAUUUGUACUCACAAAUAUCAUCCAUUCCUAUUGGCUAUAAUCAUCCAGCCCUUAUAAAAAUUUUGCAGCAACCACAGAAUUUGAGCACAUUUGUUAACAGACCAGCUCUUGGCAUUUUACCACCUGAGAACUUCACAGAAAAGCUGGAGGAUUCCUUACUAUCGGUUGGUCCUAAGGGAUUAAGACAAGUUAUUACAAUGUCCUGUGGAUCAUGCUCUAAUGAAAAUGCAUUUAAGCUCAUAUUUAUGUGGUACAGAAAUAAAGAACGAGGUCACACAGGUGUUACUAAGGAAGAAUUGGAUUCUUGUAUGAUUAACCAGUUUCCAGGUUGUCCAGAUUAUAGCAUUUUAUCCUUCAUGGGUGGUUUUCAUGGCAGGACUAUGGGAUGUUUGGCAACAACACACUCUAAAGCUAUCCACAAACUGGACAUUCCUUCUUUUGACUGGCCUAUUGCCCCAUUUCCAAGGCUAAAAUAUCCAUUGGAGCAGUUUGUUAAGGAAAACCAAGAUGAAGAGGCUCGUUGUCUAGAAGAAGUGGAAGACCUGAUUGUAAAAUAUAGAAAAAAGAAGAAGACUGUUGCUGGCAUUGUGGUGGAGCCCAUCCAGUCUGAAGGAGGAGACAAUCACGCUUCAGAUGACUUUUUUAGGAAACUGAGAGAUAUUUCUAGAAAGCAUGGUUGUGCAUUUUUGGUGGAUGAAGUGCAGACUGGAGGAGGAUCUACCGGAAAAUUCUGGGCUCAUGAACAUUGGGGAAUGGAUGACCCGGCUGAUGUAGUGUCGUUCAGUAAGAAAUUGAUGACAGGAGGAUUUUUUCACAAAGAAGAAUUCAGGCCUAAUGCACCCUACCGUAUUUUUAAUACCUGGCUCGGGGACCCAUCAAAGAAUCUCCUCUUGGCUGAAGUGUUAAAUGUUAUUAAGAGGGAAGCUCUUCUAAGUAAUGCUGUGCAGGCUGGAAAGGCUCUUCUAGAUGGACUGCUGGAUUUCCAGACUCGUUACCCACAUCUUGUAAGCAGAGCCAGAGGCAGAGGAACAUUCUGUUCAAUUGACACUCCUAGUGAUGCAAUUCGAAACAAAUUAAUAUUACAAGCAAGAAACAAAGGUAUUGUGCUGGGAGGUUGUGGUGACAAGUCGAUUCGCUUCCGACCAACUUUGGUUUUCAAAGAGCACCAUGCUCACCUGUUCCUCAACAUCUUCAAUGAUAUUCUUGCGGACUUUAAGUAGAAGUCAGAUUGUACUGAGCGGCCGAGUGGAGCCAGAGGUGGAGAUCUGUAUUGUGUCAGCCUGGCUGUUCCAUACGCACAGUUCAGGUUUAACCUCACCUAACAAGUAGUGGAAGGGUGUUUGGAUUUCAUACCGAAACAGCCUUCCCAUAAAUAACUAUUUCAAUGUGCCACAGCAAUGUCUAUUUUCUUAGUAAAAACUGUUUUUUUCCUAGUGUACAGCAUAGGCUAUGCAGGGAUAUUACAGUGUGUAAACCUAGCACACAUUAUAUGGCGACAUUCAUUUUAUUAUAGUUAUAUAUAACUAAGAAGAAGCUUAAAACAAAAACAAUAUAAAAUGUAAACAUAUAACAGGUAUAUUUCUCAUUCCUGCCUUUAUUAAAUUGUUUUGUAUUAGCCAUAAUUAUUUGGCGUAUGUUUUAGUAGAAUGUUAUCUCUGUGCAUGUGUAGCUGUUUUUGAAAAAUAAGAAAAGAAAUGUAUGGUCUGUUCAUUUCAUUUUAUCCCUCCCUGGUAACAGUGCAUUGUUUAGUGAUAUAAUUGGAUCAUUGCUAGCCAAUCACUGGUGCUCGGGAUGGUGAAAAUGACCUCCUUGGCAACAGUCCUGAGAUUGAUUGGUUUUCUUUGUCCUAAGGUUCAGAUAGCUGUUAGAAUAAAUAGAAGGACACUUUGUGUUAAUAAUAUAGAUACAGCUGCUGUUCAGAUAUAAAGCAUCUGUUCAAAAUCAGAAUUUAAAGUAUAAUUUUUGUGUGUCUGUAAAUAUGGUGCACGCCACUUUAAAGCCCAUUAAGGAUUAACACACAUAUAUAUAUAUAAUACACAUACAUAUAUAAGUUGAAAAAAGAUAUAACUAGAUCUAGCUUAAUUUUUCUGCUGCUAUUACAAGACUUACAGGCCCUAUUUAUUGGGUGUAUUUAGCACAUAUGCAUAUUGCAUUUCCUGUGAUGGCCAUAAAACACAUAAGGAAGCAGAGCAGCGCUGCCUACAAAUUGCUGCCCUUAGCCCCAUGAUAGGGUGGAACCAUAUAACAGUAAGUGGUGGAGUUGAAUUUGUUGAUAGCUGUGUAGGACUUACUCGCAGUGCAAGGCCUCUAAAUGUACUUUGUACUUAAGCUAAAGCUUAACUUUAAGUAAACACAUUUCUUAAGGAUAAUUUGGGCUACGGAAUAAGGCACUUGUGAAAGUCUGUGUGUGAGAUAUAUGAAUUUAAAUAACAUAUCUUAAAUUAUGUAGCAUGACUUAUAACUAUUCUAAACUAAGAAAUAAUGUGGUUACAAGUUUUUUUUAAUGGCAUUUUUAUAAUUAGUACAAGUUAGAAAUCUAUGACCCACUAUUGACACCAAGAGAAAAUGAGAUGAAAGAGGAUUAAGUUAUUAGGUGCUGUAACUAAAUGAACAUGUUAUACUGUUUACAGCGUUAAGAGUGCCAAACAUGUAAAAAGGACUAAUUAAACAUCACAGUGUGAUUAUGUCGUCAGAUAUGUGAAUUUAAUUGUUUCAUGUGUUAAUUAGUUUCAAAUAAAGUCUAUUUGUAAGUUUAAA
Molecule: messenger RNA, 3169 nt
Organism: Xenopus tropicalis (tropical clawed frog)
Lineage: Eukaryota; Metazoa; Chordata; Amphibia; Anura; Pipidae
Gene: abat
Product: 4-aminobutyrate aminotransferase
Biological process (GO): GABA shunt
Cellular component (GO): mitochondrial matrix
Molecular function (GO): pyridoxal phosphate binding; (S)-3-amino-2-methylpropionate:2-oxoglutarate transaminase activity; 4-aminobutyrate:2-oxoglutarate transaminase activity
Source: RefSeq, marked provisional